Messenger RNA from Cynara cardunculus var. scolymus (artichoke), 674 nucleotides. RefSeq names its product cyclin-dependent protein kinase inhibitor SMR3-like. The transcript has a single exon. The record is from RefSeq and is a predicted model, not a curated record. Bases 113 to 547 code for a protein of 144 amino acids. NCBI's taxonomy places the organism in Eukaryota, Viridiplantae, Streptophyta, Magnoliopsida, Asterales, Asteraceae. Gene Ontology annotation, biological process: regulation of DNA endoreduplication.
UAUAUCAUAUACGACACAACCCCUCUCUCUUUCCAUCUUUCACAUCCAUCUUUUCCUUAAUUCCCCUUGUUUUCAGAGCCCUUUUUUUCCGAUUCAAUUUCUCCGACCGGUGAUGAACUCCGGUGAUCAAGAACGACCGGAAUGCAAUUCGCCUGAUGAAUUAGGGUUUCAAGAACCAGAAGAUGGAAAGAAUUCAGGUUUGACGAUCAAAGUGCCAUCAUCUCUUCAAGAUCACAACAAUGGUGACGAAGGUUUUCAGGAAGACGAUGAGCCCAGGACUCCGACGUCCUCCGAUCAGAAAAUUCCGGUGGUUACCACCUGUCCACCGGCACCAAGAAAACCUAAAACGGUGGCUAGGGUUAAUAACAAGAGAAAGACACCAUCUUUCCAGAGAAUUUCCGUAGAUUUGAUGGUGAUGAUCACUGCUAUGUUUUCUCCUGAGGCCGGUGCAGCUGCGCCGGUUCCUGAUCAUUUUCUGGCUGGAGAUCUUGCCGCCGGCGACCAUGAAAAGAAAAUCAAGAAAGCCAAUGUCAGCACUGGAUCAUGAUGAACUCAACCCUAAUCACAUCUCAAUUACCUUCCUAAUUAAUUCUUAAUUGAUUUCUUUUCAUCUUUUUUUGUGAAUCAAAUCAUGUAAAUCCUGUUAAGUAAUUAACAAACACAAUUUCAAGAUA